AUGUCCGAUAGUGAAGAAACCCUAACGUUCAACCAAACCGUUCGUGCCAUUACAGAGUUCAUCGAAGUGGCCAUUCAUACGAUUUUGUAUGUCCGGCAAGUCUACCCAGCAGAGAUCUUUGUGAGACGGAAGAAAUACGACACACCCGUCUUCCAAUCGCGGCACCCUGUGCUCAAUGAGUAUAUCUCUGGUGCUGUCAAGGCGGUCGGAGAUGAACUUGCACGUGGCAAGGUAGACAAGGCGGUCAUCGUCAUCAAGGAUAAAGAACAGAUCGCUCUCGAACGCUUCAUCUUCUCAGUUGACACCAUGAUUGAAGUAGAGGGCUAUAACAAGGAUACGGGUGUUGAAGAUGCCAUGACUCCGUCCUCACUUGGUCAAUACUUUAGGUCCUUUAUGAUCAAGCUCAACAUGAUUGAGGCGCAAAUGGGGCAGAUGUAUCUAGGGGAUGACAUCUCGUUUGCAGUAGUUAUCGAAUUGAAAGACGACGCGGCACCCAUACACUCGAACACGAAAGACCCUCCCCCUUGGAUUCCUGCAGCCACUCAGCAUACAACACCGGGAACCUCCAACAAGUCAGAGCUACAUUUGAUUCGUGCUGUGAACACUGGAAUCAUCAAUUUGUCUCUCGCUGUUCAGGAAUCUGGUGAAAAGCUCGCGAAAUAUAAACCGAUCCCCAAGAAACCUCCCAAGCAGAAACCACCAGUCGAAGCUGUAGCUGAAGAGCCCGCAAAGGGCCCGAAUAUACAAUAA
Cyclocybe aegerita is the source of this 750-nucleotide messenger RNA. Lineage: Eukaryota; Fungi; Basidiomycota; Agaricomycetes; Agaricales; Hemipholiotaceae. The record is from the annotation of a GenBank genome assembly.